ACACACGCCGUGGUAUCCUGAAGCCCUCUCCAACAGGACCAGGAGGCACCAGAGUGAGGACGAAAAGUGCUGAAAGAGCGAAUACAGAACGAAGAAGGAUCGUAAAGGACAUGCACAGAAUGGUGCUCUGGAUGGGAGAGCAGAAGUUUUCUGCACUGGAAUGACCUCCCACACACUCUCACGUGGUUUCUAUGGGGAUUUCAGCAUAGCCGCACUCUUCUGGAUGGGUGAUGGUGUAUUUCUGUGCCAUCUGAUCACUCUGCUCUGAUUGGCCAGUAUUAUUCAGUCGCCACACUGCCAUUGGUCAGAAUGCCAGCAAAAGGGAAGUACUUGCUGAAUGAGCAGCUGUUGAAACAGGAAGCACUGUACCGGAAAUUUUCUGGCAUUAGCCAAUACCAGACAUUCGUUCAGUUGCUGGGACUGAGCAUGCUCAUCUGUGCCACAUUGCUAGUGCUCUUCUUCAGUCUGAAACUGGAUGCAAAGGUCCAUGGCGUAUUUGUGGGAGUUGUGGGAGGAGCGUUGUGUUUGUUCCUGGCUGUGUUUAUAUUAAUGUGUACAGAGACCCUCUCUCAGAGAUGGAGAACUUUACUCGGCCUUGCCGUGUGGGCCACACACCUCACAAUGGGAUUCACCUUUAUUUUCGGCACAGCUUCUGGCAUACCAAUACAACCAUGGGACCAGGUGCCCUUCUUCCUGUUCAUCAUCAUUACAGUCUACACAAUGCUGCCGUUCCAGAUGACCUAUGCUGUGACCCUGAGUAUCAUCACCUUUCUGUCUCACAUCAUUGUUCUUUUGGUGUACCUCACAGUGGGAGUGUUACCCCCCGAACCCACCAAUCACCACAUCACCAACCAGUUGCUGUCAAAUGCUGUGCUGUUUGUUUGUGGAAGUAUGGUUGGUGCAUUCCAUAAGUUUCUGAUGGAGAAAGCUCUCAUGCAGACAUUUCAGGAUACUCUUCGCUGCCUUGGCAUUCGCAUGAAACUGGAGAUUGAAAAAAGACAGCAGGUGCUCAUACAACUUCACUCCAACAAAUCACAGACACAGCCAAAGCAAACAUACAGCACAAAACAAAUGCAAAUAAUCCUCUGUGUAAAUAUAUAUGCUAAAUUAGUUUUAUAUUGUCUGUCAUGCAAGAGUAUCAAACUGUCUGUUUUAUAGAAUUUUGCCGAUUAC
Cyprinus carpio (common carp) is the source of this 1173-nucleotide messenger RNA. RefSeq names its product adenylate cyclase type 2-like. The record is from RefSeq and is a predicted model, not a curated record. Bases 310 to 1158 code for a protein of 282 amino acids. Gene Ontology annotation, molecular function: adenylate cyclase activity. Gene Ontology annotation, biological process: cAMP biosynthetic process; adenylate cyclase-inhibiting G protein-coupled receptor signaling pathway; adenylate cyclase-activating G protein-coupled receptor signaling pathway. NCBI's taxonomy places the organism in Eukaryota, Metazoa, Chordata, Actinopteri, Cypriniformes, Cyprinidae. The transcript is spliced from 4 exons.